Molecule: messenger RNA, 1629 nt
Organism: Penicillium subrubescens
Lineage: Eukaryota; Fungi; Ascomycota; Eurotiomycetes; Eurotiales; Aspergillaceae
Exons: 1
Coding region: 1-1629 (542 amino acids)
Biological process (GO): transmembrane transport; carbohydrate transport
Cellular component (GO): membrane
Molecular function (GO): carbohydrate:proton symporter activity
Source: RefSeq, a predicted model, not a curated record
AUGGCCACCGCACAAGGGCCGAAAGAUCCUGUUGGCCUCCAUUCGACCCACCAUGAGGUCGUUGCUCCCGAUCACGAACUUCAAGGCUGGGUUGGACUGGCCGAAGACGCUCGCAAUGCGACCGCGGAGGAACAUCGAUUAGGUUUCUUCGACGCGGUGAAAAUGUAUCCCAAAGCGUGCAUGUGGACAAUGGUGGUCUCAUUGGUUGUGAUCCUUGACGGUUACGACACUGCCUUGAUUGGAUCGCUGUUUGCCUUUCCUGCUUUCCAGCGCAAAUUCGGCCAUGAGACCAGCAAACCAGGCUCGUAUCAACUCGAGGCCAAAUGGCAGACUGCACUUGGUCUUGCUAGCCCAUUGGGAAAUAUUGUUGGCAUUUAUAUCAACGCAUUCUUGACCGAAAAAUGGGGCCACAAGAAGACCUGUUUGGGAACAUUGGCCUUCCUGACCGGUGUUCUAUUCAUCCCAUUCUUCGCGAAAAACAUCCAAGUUCUUUUCGUCGGAGAACUUCUCUGCGGUCUCGCAUGGGGUGUAUUCACCACGCUGGCUCCUGCAUAUGCCUCCGAAGUGGCACCUGUCGUGCUCCGCUCCUAUCUCGAAACAUACGUUGUGCUCUGCUGGGGUAUUGGCCAAUUCGUCGCCACCGGUAUCCUGGACAGUCUCAACCAUCGUACUGAUGAGUGGGCCUGGCGUAUCCCCCUUGCGGUGCAGUGGGUUUGGCCUGUGAUCAUUGUUCCAGUGCUGAUCUUUGCGCCGGAGUCUCCAUGGUGGUUGGUCCGCAAGGGUCGUGUUUCGGAGGCCGAGAAAUCUGUCAAACGUCUCUCGUCAUCGCAGGACCCGGAUCACGCCAAGAAAUCCGUUGCACUGAUGAUUCAAACUACCCAGUUGGAAAUGGCAAUGACUGAGGGGGCCUCAUUCAUAGAUUGCUUCCGUGGCAGUAACGCCUGGCGCACCGAGAUUGGCUGCAUUGUCUGGACAUCCCAGGUUCUCAGCGGCUUUGCCAUCACUUCCUAUGCUACAUAUUUCUACGAACAAGCCGGACUGGCCACAUCCGAUGCCUAUAAAAUGAGUGUCGGUCAGAGUGGUUUGCAUUUCCUCUGCACCUUGCUAUCCGUCUUCAUCACGGGUAACUACGGUCGCAGGUCGGUCCUAUUCGGUGGAUAUAUUGGUAUGGGAUUAUCCAUGUUGACCCUGGGUAUUAUGGCAUGCGUCCACCAGACUACCGGCCUUGGUUAUGGAGAAUCUGCAAUGUUCCUCCUUUGGUAUGUCUUCUACGAGCUAACCCUCGGCCCUCUUGCUUUCAUCAUUGUUGGAGAGAUUUCCUCUACACGCUUGCGGUCUAAGAGUAUUUCCCUGGCGCGAAAUGCCUACAACGUCGCGAACGUGUUCAGCUCCACUGUCGCCCCUUAUACGCUUAAUCCCACCGAGGGUAACUGGAAAGGCAAGACCGCGUUCCUGGCCGCUGGCUUCACUGUUGUCCUUACAAUCUGGGCCUACUUCCGCCUUCCUGAGUCUCAAGGACGUACUUAUGAGGAAUUGGACAUUUUAUUCUCGAAGAACUUGAAGGCCUGGGAAUUCAAGGAUGCCCAAGUUGACGACGAUGCUGCUGAGACUAUUACGAAGCAGAGAUAG